This is a messenger RNA of Lagopus muta (rock ptarmigan), 393 nucleotides long. RefSeq names its product claw keratin-like. The transcript has a single exon. The coding region runs from base 1 to 393 and encodes 130 amino acids. The record is from RefSeq and is a predicted model, not a curated record. Gene Ontology annotation, cellular component: intermediate filament. NCBI's taxonomy places the organism in Eukaryota, Metazoa, Chordata, Aves, Galliformes, Phasianidae. Gene Ontology annotation, molecular function: structural constituent of cytoskeleton.
AUGUCCUGCUCCAGCCUGUGUGCCCCUGCCUGCGGUGUGGCCACCCCGGCCCCACUGGCUGACAGCUACAAUGAGGCCUGCGUGCGCCAGUGCCCUGACUCCACCGUGGUGAUCCAACCCCCAGCCACCGUGGUCACCUUCCCCGGGCCCAUCCUCAGCUCCUUCCCACAGAGCUCCGUGGUUGGCUCAGCAGGAGUCCCCGCUGUUGGAUCGGGCUUGGGUGGCAGCUUUGGACGUAGUGCCGGCUUUGGGGGCUAUGGAGGCCUGGGAGGCUAUGGAGGCUCUUAUGGCCUUGGGGGCUUUGGGAGCUAUGGAGGUUCUGGGGGCAGCUGUGGAUACGGUGGCUUUCGUCGUGGUCUUGGAUCCCUCAGUGGCAGCUGCGGGCCCUGCUAA